Messenger RNA from Nannospalax galili (Upper Galilee mountains blind mole rat), 5309 nucleotides. It is a transcript of the gene Arpp21, whose product is annotated as cAMP regulated phosphoprotein 21. Gene Ontology annotation, molecular function: nucleic acid binding. The transcript has 22 exons. Bases 1097 to 3724 code for a protein of 875 amino acids. The record is from RefSeq and is a predicted model, not a curated record. Gene Ontology annotation, cellular component: cytoplasm. NCBI's taxonomy places the organism in Eukaryota, Metazoa, Chordata, Mammalia, Rodentia, Spalacidae.
CUAGCGGUGCAGGGGGACGGGCGGGGACCCGACUCGUCCAAGGCAGGAGGGGAGGAGCUGGGCGCCGCCCGGGAGCCGCGCCAGCCGCGUGGGAAGGCACGGCCGGGAGGGGCGGUCAGGGGGACCCAUCGAGACUGCUGACUCCGGCGGGACUGCAAGAGCCACCCGCAGGUGGACGCAGUCACAUAACCAGCGAGCGAGGGAGCGAGCGAGCGAGCGAGAGAGACAGAGAGAGAGAGAGAGAGAGAGAGAGAGAGAGAGAGAGAGAGAGAGUAAAAAGAGGCAAAGGGAGCACUUGGUGGGCAGAGGGGAGUGCGGUAGGAGGGAUGGGGACAGCCAGAUUCCCGCUACUCCUCCCUGCGGUUGCCUUCCUCUGACCCGACCCGGGAAAAGUGGUCGGAGCACAGAGUAGUGGAGACAUUGCGGGCUCCGACGACGAGAUCUGGGUCCUAGCUUUGCUCCUGGGACGGCGAGGCGCGGAGGGGUGGACAGAUCAGCGCAAGGACUGAGGCAAAGACAGUGGCAGCCUCUGGCAGAAGAGCGCAGCAAAGCCGGGACCCCAAGCUGGGCGCGGACAGACAGGCACACAGACACUAGUGCGGCAGCGGGGAGGGGGGCGCGCGGGCUCUCCAGCUGCAGCCGCCUCAGUGCGUCCGGAGCCGCGACAAUCCGCCGCUGCAGCCACAACGUCCCCACCACGCUGUGCCCGGGCUGCGCGCGGACUCCAGCCUCUACGCAGAACGCUCCAGUGGCUAGCAAAUAAACCAAACAACAACAAAGGCAAGCCACAAGCCAAACUAACCCAACAAAAGCAUUCGUUGAGAAGCAGUAGUUAUUAACAAAAUCCCAAACGAAAUCAAAUCAGUCAAGGCACCAGGACGCUGGGGGCAUCACCACUGACUGUUCCCUUAAGUUGCAGAGUGAUCUGCUGUCUUCAGCAGCGCUUGCUUCUGCUGCAUGCUUACUGAGGGGCUGCCUGUGAGAGACCCUAAGCGCUCUUUUUCCUGUUUGUGUAGCUCUUCAAGGUUGACGACCAUGUGUCAAACUGUGUAAGGGAGCCACCGGAAGAUGGGCAUUCGGAACUGCUAAUGGGGACAUGGGACGCCAGUUAUCUGUGAUCACUUUGUGUGGAUUCUCCUGGUGCAGAACGACAGAAGCUGCCAGUCAUUCACUCAGACCUAAAGCAGGAAGCUUGUGCGGAAGAAUGUCUGAGCAAGGAGAACUGAACCCGGCCAUAGUGGAGGAAGGUCGGACUGAGCCGGAGUCUGCCCCAGAGAAUGGCAUACUCAAAUCGGAAAGCCUGGAUGAGGAGGAGAAGCUGGAACUGCAGCGGCGGCUGGCAGCUCAGAACCAAGAGAGAAGAAAAUCCAAGUCAGGAGCAGGAAAAGGGAAACUGACCCGCAGUCUUGCUGUCUGUGAAGAGUCCUCUUCCAGACCAGGAGGAGAAAAUCUUCAGGAUCAGGAAUCAAUUCAUUUACAGCUUUCCAGUUUUCCAAGCCUUCAAGAGGAGGAUAAAUCUAGAAAGGAUGACUGUGAGAGAGAAAAAGAAAAGGAUAAAAACAAAGAUAAACCCUCUGAGAGACCCAAGAUCAGAAUGUUACCAAAAGAUUGCAGCCAAGAAUAUACGGACUCUACAGGCAUAGACUUGCACGAGUUUCUGAUUAACACUCUAAAGAACAAUUCCAGGGACAGGAUUAUACUCCUGAAAAUGGAGCAGGAAAUGAUCGAUUUCAUUGGUGACAACAAUAAUCACUAUAAAAAGUUCCCCCAGAUGUCAUCCUAUCAGAGGAUGCUUGUCCACCGUGUGGCAGCCUACUUCGGUUUGGAUCACAAUGUAGAUCAAACUGGAAAAUCUGUCAUCAUCAACAAGACUAGCAACACCAGAAUACCAGAGCAAAGGUUUUGUGAACAUUUAAAAGAUGAAAAAAGUGAAGAAUCCCAGAAGCGGUUUAUCUUGAAGCGAGAUAACUCUAGUAUUGAUAAAGAAGACAAUCAGCAAAACAGAAUGCAUCCAUUUAGAGAUGACAGACGAAGUAAAUCAAUUGAAGAGAGAGAAGAGGAAUAUCAGAGAGUGAGGGAGAGAAUAUUUGCACAUGAUUCAGUUUGCUCCCAGGAAAGCCUUUUUUUGGACAACAGUAGGCUCCAGGAAGACAGUCACAUAUGCACUGAGACCUAUAAGAAAAGACAGCUCUUUCGGGGCAACAGAGAUGGCUCAGGGAGAACUUCCGGGAGUCGGCAGAGCAGCUCAGAGAACGAGCUCAGGUGGUCUGACCACCAGCGGGCCUGGAGCAGCACAGAUUCUGACAGCUCCAACCGCAAUCUCAAGCCUACCAUGACCAAGACAGCGAGUUUUGGGGGCAUCACGGUGCUGACCAGGGGUGACAGCACGUCCAGUACCAGAAGUGCUGGCAAGCUGUCCAAAACAGGUUCGGAGUCUUCCAGCAGUGCAGGCUCUUCGGGCUCGCUGUCCCGUACUCACCCGCCUCUGCAGAGCACAGCCCUUACCUCCGGUGUGGCAGCGGGUUCUCCUGGCUGUAUGCCCUAUGCAGAGAAUGGAAUGGGGGGCCAGGUCCCUCCCAGCAGCACCAGCUACAUCCUCCUUCCACUUGAAACUGCCACAGGCAUUCCACCAGGAAGCAUCCUUCUUAAUCCACACACAGGCCAGCCCUUUGUGAAUCCGGAUGGAACCCCCGCAAUAUACAACCCCCCCGGCAGUCAGCAGACCCUGCGUGGCACCGUUGGGGGGCAGCCCCAGCAGCCCCCACCGCAACAGCCAUCGCCUCAGCCUCAGCAUCAGGUCCAGCCACCACAACCCCAGAUGGCAGGCCCACUGGUCGCUCAGUCUGUCCAGGGCUUACAGCCGUCCUCCCAGUCUGUGCAAUAUCCAGCCGUCUCUUUUCCUCCCCAGCAUCUCCUGCCUGUGUCUCCAACGCAGCACUUCCCCAUGAGAGAAGAGGUGGCCGCACAGUUCAGCCAGCUGAGUGUGAGCCGGCAGUCCUCCGGAGAUACUCCGGAGCCUCCCUCUGGUGCUGUCUACCAGGCCUCUCUCAUGCCACAACCAGCCCAGCAGCCGAGCUAUGUCAUCGCAACUGCAGGUCAGCAGCUCUCCACAGGGGGCUUCUCAGACUCUGGUCCUCCCAUCUCCCAGCAAGUCCUGCAGGCCCCGCCCUCUCCCCAGGGAUUUGUACAGCAGCCUCCACCUACACAGAUGUCUGUCUAUUACUACCCAUCUGGUCAGUACCCUACCUCAACCACGCAGCAGUACCGGCCCCUGGCCUCCGUCCAGUACAGUGCUCAGAGGAGUCAGCAAACCCCACAGACAGCACAACAAGCAGGUUACCAGCCAGUCUUGUCUGGUCAGCAGGGUUUCCAAGGCCUGAUGGGAGUGCAGCAGUCUCCUCACAGCCAGCAAGGAGCCCCGGUACAGGGCGUGAUGGUCUCCUACCCAACCAUGUCUUCUUAUCAGGUGCCAAUGACACAAGGUUCUCAAGGAGUGCCCCAGCAGACGUACCAACCGCCUAUCAUGCUGCCCAACCAGGCAGGCCAAGGGUCGCUCCCAGCCACCGGAAUGCCUGUGUACUGUAACAUCACGCCUCCAACCCCUCAGAACAGCCUAAGGCUGAUAGGUCCACAUUGCCCCUCCAGCACAGUUCCGGUGAUGUCGGCUAGCUGCAGGACAAAUUGUGCAAGCAUGAGCAAUGCUGGUUGGCAGGUCAAGUUCUGAGAGCCGAGACUGCCUGUGAUCCACUUCAUCAGAUGUUACUCAUGGCCUUCAAGGAAAGAGAGUGGACAACUGGCUGAGGACUUCCAUAUUCACUCAACACUCAAGUGAUUGCUGCUGGUGUUCUGUAAAAACUAAUCAAAGACUAAUACACACAUUAGCUGGUUAAUGGUGCAUAUUUCUGUCAUGUCUGCUAGGUAUGCCUUUUUAGCUUAGCUAGUGACAUGAAUUCAUCAAGGUAAGAUUUUCUCCUACCACUGAAUACCACUGUGUAGAUUACAAUAUCCCUGAUUUGGAUUAGUUUUGUACUUUGUGUUGAGUUUGUGAUGCUAAAAGUAUUUAAAAAUAUAUAUACUAAAUCACACUGUACCAAAGCUGUAAUGGAAAAGAAGAGAGUUAAGGAAUGGAAGGAAUAAUUUAUAUACAUUAUAGAGUUUUCUUUUUUAAAUGGAUAUAUAUGGUAUUGUAGUGUUUAAUCGAAAUAAAAGCUAUCUGACCUUAUGGAGAAAGGUCAUGUUUUUACCACCAGUUUCUUUCAGUCUCUUUCAGUAUGUGUUAUAUAUUUAUUUAAACAUGUACUUAAUGUUUUUAUUAGAAGAUAUUAAUGUACAUGAUAAUGGGCUUCACUUUGACACACACACACACACACACACGUAGUAUAUUUUGAUAAUAUUCAGACUCCAUUAGCCUCUCUUGUCACCUCCUUCUUCCCAACAACCCCCAUUCUACUUUCAUGCCCUCAUAUUUAAUGAAUCAAGGAGUUUCAGUAGGACUGCUUACAGGAGCAAGGGUGAGAGGUUGUUUACAAGAGCAUGGGCAGUUACCAGUGGUUACCCAGAGGGGAAAAGUCUCUCCAUCUCCCAUCCACCAUUAACUUUCUAUAAACCCUCAGAGAGGGGCAGGGCCUCAUCUUGGGCAGGUCUUCUCCAGGUAAUCACAGAUUUGGUGAGCUCAAGAGUACCACACCAUAUCACACCUGGAAGAUAGUGUGCCACAACACACCACCUUUCCUACAGAUCUUGCAUUCUUUCUGUGCCCUCUUCUGGAAUGUUCUGAGUGCCUUGGAGGAGAUGAUGCAGACAUUCCAUUUAUAGCUGAGCACUCAGCAUCAAUAUGUGUUUUAUUAGUGUCUCUUUUGUCCUUUCUGAGCAUUAUCUCAUGAAUGCUGCAUGGAAAAGUGGUUACAGGCAUUUUGAAUUGAAUUCCAUCUCAUGGAGAGAUGUUAGAAACAAACACUUCACCAGUAAUAGCAGCCUCCCAGUAUGAUAUAUGACUGUCCUGAAAAUUAGAUGACAUCCAUGUCAUUCAUUCAUUGAGGUUAUGUUUUUGAAGUGUAUACAUUGCUUUUAAUUAUAGAAAUAUUUGCAUACAGCUGUAUCAUACUUACUAGGACAAUGUACGUGUUGUUAUUAAAGCACACCCUGUUUCUAGCCAAUUCUGCCUUCACUGGAGUUUACCCAUGUACCUGGAAGAUACCUUUGUUUACAGGUAAAUUGGAAGAGGUAAAGUCUAAUUUCUCCAGUUGCAUUAGACCAUGAAUCCAAAGUACCACUCUCUUUUAACAGUGUGCCAGAAACUCAAAGGUGCU